CUCUCGUGGAGCCUAUAAACUAGUGAGAACAUACUGUCGCAUACAUCUAACAGAACAAUAUCCUAACUAUAUUCACUGCGAUAGUUUUGGAUGUCUUUAUACACUAUAUCCACAGAUGGAGGACCUCGAUGCUGAAGUCUGACAUUUCACAUCUCCACUCCAUUUCACCAUAUUCAUAGACACAUGCUAGUCUGCAUUGUUUGGUGACAGCCUCACCACGAACAAUAUUCCCAGAUGAAGCCUCUAUCAGUCAGUGGACCAGGAGGUGAUCUGAGUCAAGUGGAACAGGUAGGCUAUUUCAGAGGGUUACCGGACGGUGAAUAUUUUGAGUCAUGGUGUUCAAUGAGGUACUGGACAGUGAAUAGGGCACUCAGAGGGAUCUGAACUCUUGCCCUAUUCUCACGCCACUCUCCUGUCAGGGAGAGAGAACCUGGUAAGGGACGAAGAUAAAUUAGAUUCGACAAGAGAGGUUAGAUCAAGCCAAUGCUAUUGGCCUCGAGGGGCGCAGGCCAUCUUCUCCUCUCUGGCUUGUGAUAAAUACUACACAUAGUCAUCAUUGGGCAGAGCACUCUCCAGUCUCAGCAUUAAAACUGGACAGCGGUAUAAAAGCCCCUGUAGAGCUGCUCAGUGCUGCUCUGUAGGCUAGCCUAAGGAAAUCACCACUCUACACAGACCAUAAGGCCCACCAUACAUGUUCUAAAGACUGGAUUUAUAGACUGGCUUCCCUUCUGUCCAUUUCUUUCUCGAUAACACACUUGGACAACUCUGUGCUGGCUUCAGCGUUCGUGGUCUUUUCAAGAGGAUUUAUUAAAAAAAUACUAACAUGGAAAUCAACGACUUGCCUGCAGACUUCAGUUGGGGUAAGGUGUUGACCGUGGGAAACAUGUACCUGUUCACCGUGGACCUCAGCGAAUACUCUCCCAUAGAAGUUAUAAUCACCUCCUCCAAUAACCGGAUAGAAGUCCAGGCUGAGAAGGUAGGGGAAGAUGGCAGGAUCCUGCAUAAUUUCAGCCACAAGUGCACACUACCCUCAGACGUGGACCCCCUGUCUGUGACGAGCUCGCUAGCAGACUGUGGUGCGCUGACCGUGAAGGCCCGCAGGCGACCGUCUGUUCUCUGAUCAGCCUCUGAUUCAAGCCAUCAAGACCUUGAAAUGAAGUGCUCGCUUUAUAAAAGAAAUCACUACAAAAGCCAUUUGAAUGCAAUUUUAACUAUUUUUAAAUGUGAUUGUAAGGUAGGAUUUGAGGCAGUUGGAACUAGAUUGAUGUCAUAUAUAUUUUUUUCAACCAAAUAAAAAAAACAACAGCUGAUCCUGCAUCAUAAGGAACAAUAAAAC
This is a messenger RNA of Engraulis encrasicolus (European anchovy), 1336 nucleotides long. Its product is annotated as heat shock protein beta-7-like. Lineage: Eukaryota; Metazoa; Chordata; Actinopteri; Clupeiformes; Engraulidae. The coding region runs from base 824 to 1120 and encodes 98 amino acids. The transcript has 3 exons. Gene Ontology annotation, cellular component: cytoplasm; nucleus. The record is from RefSeq and is a predicted model, not a curated record.